UGUUUUGUUUUCUACAUACGUCUAUCCAUCAUGGCGAUGCAUGCGAAGGCGACUCCACCACAGAUCCCGGAUACCCGCCGGGAGCUAGCGGACCUGGUAAAAAGGAAACAAGAAUUAGCUGAGACGCUAGUGAACUUGGAAAGACAAAUAUAUGCAUUCGAGGGCAGCUACCUAGAAGACACUCAGAUGUAUGGCAACAUCAUCAGAGGAUGGGAUCGAUACCUCACCAACCAAAAAAACUCUAACAGCAAAACUGAUAGAAGAAAUAGGAAAUUCAAGGAAGCAGAGCGGUUAUUCAGCAAAUCAUCAGUCACAUCAGUUGCUGCCGUAUGUGCACUCGGCGGAAUUCCUGAUCAUAUGAAUGAAAAGCGUGAGGCCGGGAGCGGCACAGAAAGUGACACCUCUCCAGAUCUCCAGAACCAAGAGAACGAGCCAAGCCAGGAGGACACGGAGGACGUGGACUCCACGCUACAGGACCUGAAGCCUCAGAAGGCGGCCUCCUCUUCAUCCUCGAGCAGCCACCACGGGAGCCACAAGAAGAGGAAGAACAAAAACAGACACAGCCCUUCUGCCAUGUUUGAUUAUGACUUUGAGUUUGACAUGAAAGUUAACAAGAAACCAAGAGCUGAUUAUUCAACUUAAAGAUGACUGGAAGACCUUGACACACACGAGGAGAGAACAUGUUAAAAAAAAAACACGAUCUCUGGACUUUGUGAACUUUGUAUGCCUUUUUGUUUGGUUGUCAUAUUUCAGCCUGUACUACGUGUAUUGCUUGAAACAUUCCCCCUGCCUCCUACCUUCGGUCAUGCUUACGGUUUUGUCCUCCAGAUAAAAGUAGAUGUCAUUGCAUGUUACUUGAGGGGCCAUCUCCAGUAACAUACCAUCUUGUAUAGUGUUAAAAAAAAAGAAAAAAAGACUGUAUUUAUUAUGUAGCUAAUUUCCACGUUUCCCAGUAUAAGAAAGGUUUGCGUUUUGUUUUUGUUUUUUUUGUUUUUUUUUUUAAACAUCACAUCGUUGUAUAUCCCCUGGAUUCUUUUAUUACAUGGUUCGUUUUGCAAGAAAAGAAUAAAAUACCAUUAUCGACAA
Molecule: messenger RNA, 1086 nt
Organism: Sphaeramia orbicularis (orbiculate cardinalfish)
Lineage: Eukaryota; Metazoa; Chordata; Actinopteri; Kurtiformes; Apogonidae
Gene: meaf6
Product: MYST/Esa1-associated factor 6
Exons: 8
Coding region: 31-642 (203 amino acids)
Cellular component (GO): histone acetyltransferase complex
Source: RefSeq, a predicted model, not a curated record